Molecule: messenger RNA, 947 nt
Organism: Eriocheir sinensis (Chinese mitten crab)
Lineage: Eukaryota; Metazoa; Arthropoda; Malacostraca; Decapoda; Varunidae
Exons: 3
Coding region: 9-947 (312 amino acids)
Source: RefSeq, a predicted model, not a curated record
UUAGGUUCAUGGUACAGAGGAAGGGUCACACUACCACCAGGGUCAUAAAACUACUCCUGGAAAUGCCCACAGCUCCUACGAAAGCCUUGUCAAAUGUGUGUUUCUUUAGGUUCACGGUACAGAGGAAGGGUCACACUACCACCAGGGUCAUAAAACUACUCAUGGAAAUGCCCACAACUCCUACGAAAGCCUUGUCAAAUGUGUGUUUCUUUAGGUUCACGGUACAGAGGAAGGGUCACACUACCACCAGGGUCAUAAAGCUACCCCUGGAAAUGCUCACAACUCCUACGAAAGCCUUGUCAAAUGUGUGUUUCUUUAGGUUCACGGUACAGAGGAAGGGUCACACUACCACCAGGGUCAUAAAACUACUCCUGGAAAUGCCCACAGCUCCUACGAAAGCCUUGUCAAAUGUGUGUUUCUUUAGGUUCACGGUACAGAGGAAGGGUCACACUACCACCAGGGUCAUAAAACUACUCCUGGAAAUGCCCACAACUCCUACGAAAGCCUUGUCAAAUGUGUGUUUCUUUAGGUUCACGGUACAGAGGAAGGGUCACACUACCACCAGGGUCAUAAAACUACUCCUGGAAAUGCCCACAACUCCUACGAAAGCCUUGUCAAAUGUGUGUUUCUUUAGGUUCACGGUACAGAGGAAGGGUCACACUACCACCAGGGUCAUAAAACUACUCCUGGAAAUGCCCACAGCUCCUACGAAAGCCUUGUCAAAUGUGUGUUUCUUUAGGUUCACGGUACAGAGGAAGGGUCACACUACCACCAGGGUCAUAAAACUACUCCUGGAAAUGCCCACAGCUCCUACGAAAGCCUUGUCAAAUGUGUGUUUCUUUAGGUUCACGGUACAGAGGAAGGGUCACACUACCACCAGGGUCAUAAAACUACUCCUGGAAAUGCCCACAGCUCCUACGAAAGCCUUGUCAAAUAUGUGUUCUUGA